AUGCACCUGGAGGCAAAACUUGGCUUGGGUGGUGAGCUUGGGGACCAGCAGGAGCUUGGCAACAAUUUUGGCAAUCAACAGGCACUUGGCAAGGAUCUAGUAGGUGAUCUAGUUCAGCCUGACUCUGGCAGAAAUCUAGACAACCAACAGGCACUCGGCAAAGAUCCAGUAGGCAAUCAGCUUGACUCAGACAGAAAUCUAGGUAACCACCAGGCACCCGGCAAUGGUUUGAUCAAUCUGACACCUGCUGAUCACGCCAGGAUGCAACCCUUUGUGUCAGAAGAACUCAAGGAGCCACAGUUGCCUCCCAACAACAACCACUUCACAUCUGGUUGGACAGACAAGGAUAUUGAUACUAUUGCUUGUGAUAUACUGUACUAUUUUGACCAUAGGUUCAGUCCCCUGUCCACCCCCCCCCCUCCUGAACCCAAACCUCCAGGGUGGACAUGUCCACCCCUAAUACCCCCUGCAAACCUAAGGGGGUAA
Molecule: messenger RNA, 486 nt
Organism: Coniophora puteana RWD-64-598 SS2
Lineage: Eukaryota; Fungi; Basidiomycota; Agaricomycetes; Boletales; Coniophoraceae
Exons: 1
Coding region: 1-486 (161 amino acids)
Source: RefSeq, a predicted model, not a curated record